Messenger RNA from Mesorhabditis belari, 2001 nucleotides. The record is from the annotation of a GenBank genome assembly. Lineage: Eukaryota; Metazoa; Nematoda; Chromadorea; Rhabditida; Rhabditidae.
AUGAUCACUGAAAAUAGCAACGAGGAAAUCAUUGGCAUCGGCUCAUACGGAAAAGUGCGCGUGAGUGAACUAAAAGUGGCUGAGAAGUAUUUGCAAGCAAAGACUCCUCACGAGGAAGAAAUAUUCAGACAAGAUGCUUUGCAAUAUUUACAACAACGGGAUCCGUCGAUCAUUCAUCGUGAUUUAAAACCAGAAAACGUUUUCGUCACCAUAGACUUUUUGCUAAAAGUUGGCGACUUUGGAUGUGCACGUGAGAAGAGCACGAAGAAUGGAUCACACGUCGGCACAGCUCGAUACAUGAGCCCCGAAGUGGCAUCAGAGAAAGGGGUUAGUUGCAAGAGCGACGUCUACUCGGCUGGCUUGAUUCUAUGGGAAAUCGUUAAUCGACGUAUGAUAUUGAAAGAAUAUAUUUGCGGUUCAUCGUUUCGGGAAGAGACUUUCCAGAACGAGUUCAAGAGUGGCGUGUUCAAGUUUCAGCCGCCCAAUUGCUCCGAUGAUGUCCUCAAGGAGCUGUUUCUCAGUUGUGUCGAGUAUAACCCAGAAGAUCGUCCUAGCAGUGGAGAAGUCCUCACAAAAAUAGCUUCGAGAAUAGCUGAUAUCGCAGCAACAGACUAUCUGCCAAUCGUUGUCGAAGAGAACAAAAUAUUAAUCAACUUGAUCGCACCUAUUGAUCCUGAUUUAAACGACAGUUUUUUAAAUAUCCCUUCAGCAUUCACGGCCAUCGAGAGUUCGAAUGGAAAGGAAAUUGAGGAAAAAUCGAGCAACAUAAAAGAAAGCUCAUUUAUCAAAUCGUCGGAAUCAGAAAGGGUUGAUUUAAUUCUUGAUCACCAACGACGACAAUCAAAGACAAUUCUCUCGAUGGAGAUUAUGGAAUCUCUGAAAAAUGUGGAGUUAAAAACAAAAGACACACUGUCUUCGUGUCAUCCAAUGCUUGUGGAAAUCAAACGACAAGUGGCUAACUUCAGCAAGCUUCUUGUCGAGUUUAACUCUUUUGUCGUGACUAGAGGAAGUGAUGAGGCUUCAAGAGAGAUUUUCAGAGAUUUACUGAAUCUGUUAGAGAAAUGGAUUGAAAGAAAAGAGCAAGAUGUCUCAAUGCUUAAUGAUCUCAUCGAGCAACUUGGAAAUAAAAAGAAUAAUUUGAAAUCGAUAACGAUUGCCGUGAAGCACUCUGAUGUUAACAAAGGAUCGAUGAGAGAGUUCAUUCCGCCUGCUAUGCCAGGGAAAUGUCUUGUUAAAAUAAAAACAAAUGACGAAAAUACCGGAGUGAUCGUUCGACUUGAAUGGGAAAAGCCGAAAGAAGGCGCUGAGAAUGUGAUCGCUUACAAAGUUCAGUACCGCGUCGACACAGAAGCUUGGCAACUUGAGCUGAAAAAAGUCUAUGCCUUUCGCAUUUGCUCAAUGAGUGAAGCUGGUGCAAGUGAAUUUAAAGACGUCAGCGAUCCCGUCCUCAUCGUGGAUCCCGAUGCAAAGUCAGAUGUCUGGGUAGAAGUCUAUCAUCGAUCACCAUUUCCCGCCCACUCUGUGAGGGGAUUGAAUCGAGAGUUGAAAGAUGCGGAAGACCCAUCGAAAAACGGAUACGUGGCGUUAUGGUACGAUGGUGAAGGUAAAGCGUUUUUCGGUCGAGCCGAAAAUCGAGGCGGCUACGUGGAAGCGUGGUUUCCGAAAGAGACGACGAAAAGAACGAACUGGAUCCUCUGGCCAGUGUAUGCUCAAACGAGAGGCGAAUGGAGGAGCAACGAUUUGCUGACGGGGAAAUUUCAAAUUCUCACCAAUCCAAGCAACGUCGUUUAUCGAUGGGUUCGACCUUAUCAGUUGGAUGAUCCGAGAAACGUCUUGAUCUCGUUCCAGGGAAUGUGCCCAGCUGUUGUAAUGACUGCUGGGAGAGAGCUUUUGGGAAUGGCCCAGCCGGCAAACUCUCGAGCAUGGACAACAUAUAAAAAUAAGAAAUCUCUACAUGAAGGCUCAGAGUUUAACGAAUGCUAUGUACUAGUUCGAAAUCCU